This is a messenger RNA of Benincasa hispida (wax gourd), 2011 nucleotides long. RefSeq names its product indole-3-acetic acid-amido synthetase GH3.6-like. NCBI's taxonomy places the organism in Eukaryota, Viridiplantae, Streptophyta, Magnoliopsida, Cucurbitales, Cucurbitaceae. The record is from RefSeq and is a predicted model, not a curated record. Gene Ontology annotation, molecular function: indole-3-acetic acid amido synthetase activity. Gene Ontology annotation, cellular component: cytoplasm.
UCCCAUCUCUUCUCUCUCUUCCCUUUCUCUCUAAAUUUCUCUCUCAUUCCUCAUUCAUUCAUUCUUUCUUUCUCUUUCAUUUCCCAAAAUGCCUGAAGCACCAAAAACAGCCACUCCAAAUUACAACCUUGUUCAGAAAAACAAAGCCAUUCUUCAAUUCAUCGAAGAUGUUACCACCAACGCCGCCCUUGUCCAACGCCAAGUCCUCUCCCAAAUCCUCUCCCGCAACUCCAACUCCGAGUACUUGACCCUCUACGGUCGCCCCUCUCCCGACACCUUCAAAACCUCCAUCCCUCUCGUCUCUUACGAACAAAUCCAACCCUUCGUCUCUCGUAUCGCCAAUGGCGACUUCUCCCCUAUUCUAUGCUCCUCUCCCAUCUCUGAAUUCUUAACUAGCUCUGGUACUUCCGGCGGUGAGAGAAAGCUGAUGCCGACCAUCGAGGAGGAGCUCGAGAGACGGUCAUUGUUGUAUAGUUUGUUGAUGCCUGUGAUGACCCAGUUCGUUCCUGGGUUGGAAAAAGGCAAAGGAAUGUACUUUUUGUUUGUUAAAGCUGAGGCUAAAACCCCUGGUGGCUUACUUGCUCGCCCCGUUUUAACAAGCUACUACAAGAGCUCUCAUUUUAAAGACCGUCCUUAUGAUCCUUACACCAAUUACACCAGCCCCAAUGAAGCCAUUCUUUGUCCUGACUCCUACCAAAGCAUGUACGCUCAAUUGCUUUGUGGCCUCUGCCACCGUCUUAACGUCCUCCGCGUUGGCGCUGUGUUUGCCUCUGGUUUCAUUCGUGCCAUUCGCUUUCUCGAAAAGCACUGGCAACUUCUUUGCCAUGAUAUUCGCACUGGGACACUAAAUUCCCAGAUCACGGACCAGGAAGUUCGUGACGCAGUGAUGUUAGUCUUACGUCGGCCUGAUCCUGAGUUGGCAGAUUAUGUUCAUGGAGAGUGUUGUAAAGGAUCGUGGCAGGGAAUUAUUACGAGGUUGUGGCCGAAUACGAAAUAUGUGGAUGUGAUUGUUACUGGGACAAUGUCGCAGUAUAUUGGGACGCUUGAUUAUUAUAGCAACGGGUUGCCUUUGGUUUGUACGAUGUAUGCUUCUUCGGAGUGCUAUUUUGGGGUUAAUCUUAAUCCUCUUUGUAAACCAAGUGAAGUUGCUUAUACUCUCAUUCCUUCCAUGGCUUAUUUUGAGUUCCUUCCUGUUGAAAGAAACCACAAAGGCGACAACAAAUCUCUCGACGAGCAACAACUCGUCGAUCUAACCGACGUCGAACUCGGCAAAGAAUAUGAGCUUGUUGUCACGACUUACGCCGGACUUUAUCGAUAUCGAGUGGGAGAUAUCCUAAGAGUGGCGGGGUUCAAAAACAAAGCUCCACAAUUCAACUUCAUUUGUCGAAAGAACGUGGUUCUAAGCAUCGAUUCCGAUAAAACCGACGAAGUGGAGCUUCAAAACGCAGUAAAAAACUCAGCGAACCAUUUGGUGCCAUUCGAGGCAACAUUGGCAGAGUACACAAGCUAUGCCAACACUUCAACAAUUCCGGGCCACUACGUGCUAUAUUGGGAGCUAAACCAGAAGGGCGGCUCGACGACCCCGGUGCCGCCCUCGGUGUUGGAAGAUUGUUGUCUUACAAUCGAGGAGUCGCUGAACAGCGUAUACCGACAGGGCCGAGUGUCGGACAAGUCAAUCGGGCCGCUGGAGAUCAAGGUUGUGGAAACUGGGACAUUUGAUAAGCUGAUGGAUUAUGCAAUAAGCAUGGGAGCUUCAAUAAAUCAGUACAAAACUCCCAGGUGUGUGAAGUUUCAACCCAUUGUUGAGCUUUUGGACUCAAGAGUCCUGGCUUCUUAUUUCAGCCCUAAGUGCCCCAAGUGGGUUCCUGGUCAUAAGCAAUGGUCCCAACAGGAUUAGCUCCUUUUUUAAUUUCUUUUUUGUUUCAUGAUUGUAGCUCUUGGUUUUUUUUUUUUUUUUUUCUUUUUUUCAUCAAAAUAAUCUGUAUGUUCUUCUGAUGAUGAUUUAUCUUAA